AGCAACGGCAACAAACGAUUGUUUGCUUGUUCACUUUGGCUUAUAUUUUGCGCGAUUCACGACGGAAUAUAACUGCCAGCGAAGAUGGGUUUGCAGAAAAUGCGUUCAGCUUGGAAACGGUUGAAGAAUUUUUUCACGAAAAAGAAAGAUAUCGUCAUUAUAACGACAUCUGUCGGGAUAUUAACCGAUCUCAGCAUCCCUGAUGUUGACUAUCAAACGACCAACCCGCGUCAUAAUCCCUUCCUACAGAAGGCCCUGGUGAAGACAAAGAAACAGAUAAUAGAAGAGCGGACAAAGCAAGAGGAGAUGAGGUCGGAGAUUGCUCAACUGAAGGUGGAUAUUGUUGAAAUGAAAGCCACAAUUGUCUCUAAGAGGGGAGAAUUGAAGGCGAUUCAACAGGCAAAGGGAACGUGGGUUGAGCCGGUAGAACCACCUCAGGUUGAAGCUGACGUCAUUGAGUCAGAGUCAGAGAUUACCAUACCGAGUGACGACGGUGGUGACACGUUGACUGAUGAUGGUCUAUCGAUAAUAUCACUGCCGUAUACACCGUGUAUGACUCCCGAGACACAAGAGACUGCACCUGUUUUAGAAUUUGCUCCUCUUGGCCAACAAAGACCACGUCCGGUAGAGUCCUCAAAUCAUUCGAUGACCUCAGAAGUGGCGUCCAUAUUAGGGGAAUCGAAAGCGAGAGAUGAACGCUCCAGAAAUCGACCAAAAACCUCAGCGUGUCCCAGUCCGCGUGAACGUAACAUACCUGCUACGACUCGAUGUCGAGAUGACAACACUAUUGGUCUGAACCAUAGCCCUAGAUCCAACGACAAUCAAUCGAUCGUGGGAUCAUUAUUCGAGGAUAGUCCGCGUGAGGGGCAAACGGCUGUAAUACGUCUAGGGAAAGAGGACAAGCAUGAUACUAAUGAAAUUGGAACUCACAGCCCAUGGUCCUUAGGUAACCAAUCUAUCGUAGGAUCACUUAGUCCGCGCGAGGCCCGUAUGGCUGCUGCAGGUUUAUGGCAAGAUGACAGAACUGCGACUGGCGCUUAUGUCACAGGUCAGAGCCCAAGGUCCUUGGGAAACCAAUCCAUAGUAGGAUCACUGUAUGAACUCAGUCCGCGGGAGGCCCGUAUGGCCGCUACACGUCUAUGGCUAGAUGACAAAUGUGCGACUGGUGCUAAUGUCACAGCUCAGAGCCCUAGGUCCUUGGGAAACCAAUCCAUCGUAGGAUCACUCAGCCCACAAGAGGCCCGUAUGGCUGCUACAAGUCUAUGGCGAGAUGACAGAAAUGCGACUGUUGUUAAUGGCACAGCUCAGAGCCCUAGGUCCUUGGGUAAUCAAUCCAUCGUAGGAUCACUAUACGAAGUCAGUCCACGGGAGGCCCGUAUGGCUGCUACACGGCUAUGGCUAGAUGACAAAAAUGCGACUGGUUCUAAUGUCACAGCUCAGAGCCCUAGGUCCUUGGGAAACCAACCUAUCAUAGGAUCACUCAGCCCACAGGAGGCCCGUAUGGCUGCUACAAGGCUAUGGCUCGAUGACAAAAAUGUGACUGGUGUUAAUGGCACAACACAGAGUCGCAGGUCUUUGGGUAACCAAUUCACAGAAUCACAACAAAAUGUUAAUCCACGUGGGACCCACAUAGGUCUUACGAACGUACGACCAGAUGACGAUACUGCAAGACAGACUAUUGAGCAAAAUAUUCGUGCAGUCGAUGACAAUUCAAACAGUCGCAAUGAACCCGCCAAUUGUCAACCACGAGUAAACGUACAACGAACUUCACAACGCCUUAACGAUAGAGACGGUAGAGUUUCAUGCUCCAGUGCAGUCACUCGCACCAGAAUUGGUGAAGGUAUUUGCUCAACAACCGACCCACGUAAUGGGUCAUGUGGAAUGGCACCGGUUGGAGAUUAG
Messenger RNA from Owenia fusiformis, 1902 nucleotides. NCBI's taxonomy places the organism in Eukaryota, Metazoa, Annelida, Polychaeta, Sabellida, Oweniidae. The record is from the annotation of a GenBank genome assembly.